This is a messenger RNA of Chaetomium fimeti, 645 nucleotides long. Its product is annotated as ubiquitin-like autophagy protein Apg12-domain-containing protein. The transcript has 2 exons. Gene Ontology annotation, cellular component: Atg12-Atg5-Atg16 complex; phagophore assembly site membrane; cytoplasm. Gene Ontology annotation, biological process: nucleophagy; autophagosome assembly; autophagy of mitochondrion. The record is from RefSeq and is a predicted model, not a curated record. NCBI's taxonomy places the organism in Eukaryota, Fungi, Ascomycota, Sordariomycetes, Sordariales, Chaetomiaceae. Bases 93 to 539 code for a protein of 148 amino acids.
AGAGCCUAGUAAUCCGAUUUACAUCUCACAGCCAGCGAAGCGAAACGCGGUCGACGUGCUCAGAGGGAAGAAAACGAGGCAUUUUAAACAAGAUGAGCGGCGCCUCUCCGAGUAACAACGACAACAACAAUGACUCGGCGCCCGCCUCCCCAGUCCUCGAAGGCCGGGACUCGCCAGACCUUCCCCUGACCAUGGCGGCGUCCACAGUCCUGACGGCGCUCCCGCGUGACGCCACGGCCGCGCUCGCGGCGGCAGGCGGUUUCCCGCAGGAGAAGGUCGUGGUGCGGUUUCGGCCGGUCGGGUCGGCACCGGCGAUCCGGCGGGACCUGGUUAAGGUCGCGAGCACGCACAAGUUCGAGUCGGUCGUGGCGUACCUGAGGAAGAUGCUCAAGGUCGCGGAGAACGAGAGCGUGUUUCUGUACAUCAACAGCACCUUCGCGCCUGCGCUGGAUGAGGUGGUGGGGAACUUGUGGAGGUGUUUUAAAGACUCCAGCGAUCACCUCAACGUCGCGUACUCGGUGACGCCGGCGUUUGGGUAGAAGAAAUGUGGGAUUGCCCACCGGAAUCGGCAAAUGCCAAACCCCAGGGACGCCAAUUCCAAAAACAAACCGCUACAGAAUUGGCUAUCAACAUAUGGUAUCCGCC